AUGUUAGAAGCUAAAUUCGAAGAAGCAUCCCUUUUCAAAAGAAUCAUCGACGGUUUCAAAGACUGUGUCCAAUUGGUCAAUUUCCAAUGUAAGGAAGAUGGUAUCAUUGCCCAAGCUGUCGACGACUCAAGAGUUUUGUUGGUCUCUUUGGAGAUCGGUGUCGAAGCCUUCCAAGAAUAUAGAUGUGAUCAUCCUGUCACACUGGGUAUGGAUUUGACCUCGCUAAGUAAGAUUCUACGUUGCGGUAACAACACCGACACUUUAACGUUAAUUGCUGACAACACACCGGACUCCAUCAUCCUAUUAUUCGAAGAUACGAAAAAGGACCGUAUAGCGGAGUAUUCCCUGAAAUUGAUGGAUAUCGAUGCUGAUUUCUUGAAGAUUGAAGAGUUACAAUACGAUUCAACCUUAUCCUUACCAUCAUCCGAAUUCUCCAAGAUCGUUCGUGAUUUGUCUCAACUGRGCGAUUCUAUUAAUAUCAUGAUCACUAAGGAAACAAUCAAGUUCGUAGCGGAUGGUGAUAUCGGUUCAGGAUCCGUCAUAAUAAAACCAUUUGUUGACAUGGAACAUCCUGAAACAAGCAUCAAAUUGGAAAUGGACCAACCCGUAGAUUUGACAUUCGGUGCUAAGUACUUAUUAGAUAUCAUCAAGGGUUCCUCCCUUUCCGAUAGAGUCGGUAUCAGACUAUCCAGUGAAGCUCCUGCUUUGUUCCAAUUCGAUUUGAAGAGUGGAUUCCUACAAUUCUUCUUGGCUCCUAAAUUUAAUGACGAAGAGUAA
Molecule: messenger RNA, 777 nt
Organism: Saccharomyces eubayanus
Lineage: Eukaryota; Fungi; Ascomycota; Saccharomycetes; Saccharomycetales; Saccharomycetaceae
Gene: POL30
Product: proliferating cell nuclear antigen
Exons: 1
Coding region: 1-777 (258 amino acids)
Biological process (GO): mismatch repair; translesion synthesis; regulation of DNA replication
Cellular component (GO): PCNA complex
Molecular function (GO): DNA binding; DNA polymerase processivity factor activity
Source: RefSeq, a predicted model, not a curated record